Sebastes umbrosus (honeycomb rockfish) is the source of this 5541-nucleotide messenger RNA. RefSeq names its product sperm flagellar 2 (gene spef2). The coding region runs from base 206 to 5266 and encodes 1686 amino acids. The transcript is spliced from 39 exons. Gene Ontology annotation, cellular component: manchette; sperm midpiece. The record is from RefSeq and is a predicted model, not a curated record. Gene Ontology annotation, biological process: sperm axoneme assembly. NCBI's taxonomy places the organism in Eukaryota, Metazoa, Chordata, Actinopteri, Perciformes, Sebastidae. Gene Ontology annotation, molecular function: protein binding.
AACCCUGUUGACGUGUCCCCAUGGCAACCCUGUUGACGUGUCCCCAUGGCAACAGUGCACCUCUGGGACUUCCUCCGCUCCUGGUAGUUUAUCAGCCGUUAUUAUUAGCGAGCUAAAGAGUCCUAGUAUCACCUACUAACAUGUCCGUUAUUACUAUUAGGUAGUAUAACGUUAUAUAGUCUGAGUUGAACUUAUAAGAAAGAAGAUGUCGGAUAUAUUGUGCAGGUGGCUGAACGAGGAGCUCCGGCUGUCUAAAGCUGUUGACCCACAGACCCUUGCCAAGGAUUUCUCCAGUGGUUACCUGAUUGGGGAGGUUCUGCAUAAAUAUCAGCUGCAGAAUGAUUUCAGUCUGUUUAUGAAGAACGACAACUCCAUCUCCAGACUGAAUAACUUUACCCGUGUUGAGCCUACUCUCCAGUUACUGGGGAUCUCUUUCGACAUAAACACAGCCCAGGAUCUGAUGCAGGAGAAGCAGGGUGUUGCCACACGCCUCCUUUACCAACUCUACGUCUCGCUUGAAAAGAAGAAGAAAGCAGAAAUCAGUGGCACAUUGAUGGAAAUCAUGCAGCCUGCAGCCAAUGCUGGCCUGCACAAGAAGGGGCAUGAGAUCUACACUGUUCGACUGCAUCAAGUGGUAAAACGUGAUGCAAAGUUGAAGCUACAGAAAAUUUCUCAGCACUAUGAGGAGAAAUGCCUGCAGCUGAACGACAGGUUUGUGAUGACCCAUCCCAUCCAUCAAAAAAGACAACUCCAGGAAGUCCAGGAUGAGAAGAGAAUGAAGAAUAUUGAGAAGCUGCGGGUGUGUCGUCAGUCCACCACUGUCCAGGUGCCCAAGCCACCUCCCUACACUUCACAGCUCAACCUAAAGAGGAGACAACAGCAGCAGCAACGCAGAGAACAACAAGUGCAGACAGUCCAGACUGAAAUAGCCCAGUUUGAGAUAAGGAAGAAACAGGUUACUUCUGGUUUUGCUUCCUCUUCAAGUGAUCAGUCCUUCCCUGGAGAUGUUCUCAGUGGUGGCAGCAGCCAGGGUUGUGAGGUCCUUGGAAGUGGAACUAAGCUGACAUUACAAUCUAACAGCAAGUAUAUACAGGAUAUCCGACAGAGGCUGGAGGAGAAUGCAGUAGCUCGCGAGCAGAGGGAGAAAAGACGAGACCGAUUCCUGGUGGAGCAGCUCAAGGCCCAUGAGGCUCAAGAGGAGGCACAGCGAGAGGAGCAGCUGGUGAAGCGUCUGACACGUCAGACUCAGCAGGAGCAGCGUUUGGCAACUCAGCUUCUCCAGAUACGCAUGCAGAAGGAUGUGAUCCGGCAGAACCGCCUGUACAGAGAGCAGCAGUACCAGCAGCGGAGAGAGAAGGACUUCCAGGAAGCUCUGGAGAGGGAGGCGGCUUUGGCUCAGCAGGCUAAGUUGGACCGUGCCGAAGAGAUGAGAAAGGAGCUUAAAUUCUGUAACAGGAUUGCUGCUGAGCGAGCUAAGAGCAGAUACAAGAAGCACUUUAAGAGCUGCAAGAACAUUUUGGAGCAGAUAGUGGACUUGGCCACCAAAGUUGGAGAAUAUCGACUGCUCACUGGGAAUCUGAUUCCAAAGAAGCAGAUGAGAGAGUGGAAGGAAUUGCUGUUCAGUGGUCUGCCUCUCUAUGAGCCGAUAAAGGGCCAGCAGCCAGGGUUUGAGUUCUCUGCCCCACUAGACCCUGUAGAGCUUGAGAAGCAGGAGAUACUCAAAAACCAGGACUAUGAUGAAUACACUAGCAUGGUAGGUGAGUGGGCAUGGCCAGAAGAAGCAGGGGAGACCAAACUACCCCUGACCAACAACAACAUUCUUGGACAUGUUGUCCGGCGACUGAGGGACAUUACUCAUCAACCCAUCAUGGAACCCUCCUCACCUUCAUUUCCUGACUUUACCUUCAAGGCCUGUGUCCUGGGCAAGUUUUGCUCCGGCAAGACCACCUGCCUGGCCAAGCUUGCUGAAGCCCAUGGCAUCUAUAUCUUAUCAGCUGACACACUGAUUGAGGAGGCACUGAAUGCUUACCGGAAUGGAGAGGAGGUCACAGAUCAGCAGGGAGAGAAAGACAACGAGCAACUGUUCACAUCCUCCAUUGAUCUUGACACUCAAGAGGAAAAUAGACACAGCAACGUAAGACGGUCUAUGCGGGCCAUGCAGGGAGCAGCUGCAGAAAAAGAGCUAAGGAAAGGCAACGCCAUCCCUAAUGAGCUUUUAGUGGACAUCGUAGUAGAGGCUAUCAGGCAGAUUCCAGCUCAGUCAGGUUGGAUCCUGGAUGGCUUUCCAGUGGACAUCACCCAGGCCCACCUGCUAGAGAAAGCCCUAGGUGGGUCUGUAGAUGAAGGGAAUGGUGCUGUAAGCAGCAGGACCAACCUAGCUGCUGAUCCUAACCCACCCACACCUCCACCACCCCCACUUCCUGUACUGGAGCUGGCUCUGCUGCUGGAUAUCCCCGAUGAGUGUGUGACCAAACGUCCGUACAGUCAGAUGGAUACAUAUAGUGCUGCUGCUACAACCUCCCACACAACAUACAAGAACUUGUAUCUGGCGCAGAUUCAACACAGAAUCACAGCUUUUCAUGACACCUGGCCAAAACUAGAGAAAUGGUUUGGUGGAAAGCAAAACAUUUUGGUCCGCAUUGAUGCAGAUGUAGAUGAGGAGGAGCUCAACAAAAGGGUGGAGUCUGUCCUGGAGCACGUUAUGAUGCAAGCUAUGAUGCCACCACAGGAAGCUCCUGCCACUCUUUCUGGUGAAGAUGUAGUGUUGGACAGUGGGAAAGCUCCUUACUCCUCCUCAUCAGCUAUACCUCGCCCUGUAGACCAACCUCAGGGUCUCACAAACGAAGCCCCAACUGAUAAUGACUUAGUGGACGGUAACUGUAGGAAGGUGUCAACUUGCCCAGUGACCAAUGAGGACUCUCAGGGAGACCUUGCCUCUCCCUUCCCAGGUUCAUCCAGCUGGGUCUAUGUGGCGAAAUCCCUUCCUCCAGAGAUCCCAGAGUACCUGCGCCCCCGUUGGGACGCAGUGUGUGAUUCUUAUGUGAACAACAUAAAGACAGUGAUGCAGCAGCUGCGCUCACAAUGCACUGUUAUUAACCAUCACCUAUUCAACAUCAGAGAGGAGUACAAGCAUUACCUGGGGCGUCCAGACUUGAAGCAGGAGUUAGUGUCUCAUUGGCAGAAGGACUUCAACAGCAUACCUGAUGAUAUGAGAGAAGACAAGGAGACCAAAGCAGAGCUAUAUCUGAGACUAGAUGAACUGCGUGAACGUUUGUGGGACAUUAGUGACAAGCGUAAGGAGGAGGACGAGAAAGAGAAGGCUGCUCUCAUGGGUGACGGCUGGUUGGAAGAACAGACUGCCGUCCUCGUCAACCACCACUCUGUACUCGUGCAGGUAGAGUUGGACCGAUUCCAGGACACACUCUGUAUUCUUUGUGUCUACUAUUCGAGCAUGUACAGACUGCCUGAGCUACCCUCCACGUUGGUUUGUAUCCCCCUACUGGGCACCCUAGAAAUUAAGGAUCAGGACGAGAGUACUGAGCCAGCGAGCCAAAGUGUGUCUAGUCAGAUGGAUGACGGAGAGGACAAGAAGAAAAGUAAAAUACGUGCUGACUCCAAGGCGAAAAUCCUGCUUCAGACAGAACCUGUCAAGACCGAACCGUUACCCCAUGAGAAACUGAUCUCCGACUAUGAGGAGGCACUCACAGCCAUCAGCAAAUUGUUAGAAGAAGCCCACCGGGGGGAGAGGAAAGACCAGAAGGAGAGACUACAAGAGAAGGAGAGGGCAAAGGCCUCUGCAAGUCCAAACAAAAAGGAAAAAGGGAAACAGUCAGCAAAAAAACAGAGAGGCGCACCAACCCCACCUACGGAACCCAGCCCUGCACCAGCUUAUGAUGAAAACUCAGAAGUCAGAAACAAAAUACAUAAAGAAUGUGCAGCCGCACUGGAUCACGAGGAGAAUGCAACAAAGGUGCGCAUUGCGCUGGUGAAAGGUCAUGGUUUGGUGAUGGUGCACUCCCUGCAAAGCAGAGCAGAACAGACAUUAAGCAGCAUGGAGAAGUGGUUAACAGCUCACUAUCUUGCAGAAAUGAAAAGUAUUGACCAACUGUCAGAAGUGGUUCGCCACCACAUAGAGGCUGGUGCUAAGUUGCAGAAUGAGCUGGUGUUGGAUUGCACUGACUUUUACCUGAAUGUAGACUGCCUCAUGGUGGCUCUCCCGGCUCCCCCUCCCCGUCCGCCUCCUCUGGAGAAACCCACACGGUCCACCCCGACCAUCACUCAGCUAGAGUCUUUCCACCAACAGCUAUGCAAUGUUGCUCCAUCAGGCUUCAUGUCCAGUUCUGAGUUCUCCAGUUUGCUCAGUGAUAUCAUCUCUGUUAACAUGGGCAGAAACACCUUGCCCGAGCCCUGGAUCAACAAGAAUGAAACACAGUUGAUGGAGAUUGUAUCUCUCCUAACUGACGACUACGGGCUGAUAGAUUGGCGUCGGUUUCUGCUCAGUGCUGCCCUCCCUUGGCCAGCUCCCUCAUUAUCACAGCUGCUGGUCGUGCUACAACUUUUCAAGGAAGCAGAUACUGGCCACACGGGCUACAUAAAGGAGGAACAGUACCUACAGACAGAGUUGUGGUUUUCCAAUGAGAGUGUCCAGCCCGUCCCAGAGGACCCCCUUGAGCCUCUACCUUAUGACCGUCUGGCUAACCUACGCAAGUUCUUUUUCCAGUUGUUUGCGGACCACUCUUUCUCUCCCCCUCAACUGGACUAUGUGUCCAUGCUGAAGUACUUUGCAGCCGACCCCAACUCCAGACAGGGCUUCAUCAGAGCGCUUAGCGUCGUGCUGGGACAACAUCUCAAGCACUCCUUACCGGCCCAUCUUGUCAAGUCUAUGCCCAGUAUAGACGAGGCUACGGAGCUCAGCUCCUCAGAACUUGAUGGAGACUACAAGGAAGAAGAGACUCCGUGUGCGUCAAGCGGUUCAUUGGGUGAGCCGGAAGUGUCCAUCCCUGCUCUCCUUGCUGUCAUCUGCCACAAAGUCAACCCCCUUCCUCUAGGCUGCCUGAGUCAGGAGGAGCACACUGAGCAACUGGUGCAGAUAUUCAGAGAGCUGGGUUACAAGCCAGAGGACCGUGUCCCCUUCUCAGUCCUCUCUCAGCAUCUUUUCAUCCAGGGCCUGAUGGAGACUUCAACACACCACCAGCUUGUAAACAUUCAUAACAUGCUACUGGCCCAACACGAUGGAGGAGAGGCUACCACCUUGACAGUUUCCUAAAGGAUCAGACAUAUACAGUGCAUAUAAACACUGCUGUCUGCAUCACAAAGAACUCUUUCACUUAUGAAAUGCAGAAGAUGUUGCUUUGGCCAUUUUGAAGUAUUCUCAUUACUUUUACGUUUGAAAUGUUUGCUGACAUGUAUUGCUCACUUCAGUAUUGAAUACAUACAUUUGCAUCCAUAACUUAUGUCAGUACGUUGAAAAGUCUAUUACUGAUGACGGUUGGAAUGAUAACAUAAUUGAAAUGACAACAAUAACAUCAAUGAUGGCAGGAU